This is a messenger RNA of Gordionus sp. m RMFG-2023, 3661 nucleotides long. RefSeq lists its product as uncharacterized. NCBI's taxonomy places the organism in Eukaryota, Metazoa, Nematomorpha, Gordioida, Chordodea, Parachordodidae. Gene Ontology annotation, biological process: RNA processing; adenosine to inosine editing. Gene Ontology annotation, cellular component: cytoplasm; nucleolus. The record is from RefSeq and is a predicted model, not a curated record. Gene Ontology annotation, molecular function: double-stranded RNA binding; tRNA-specific adenosine deaminase activity; double-stranded RNA adenosine deaminase activity. The coding region runs from base 53 to 3415 and encodes 1120 amino acids. The transcript is spliced from 11 exons.
UUUUUUUUAACUUCAUACCAUUUUAUUGUAAUUUGCUUUCGAAUUCUACGCCAUGUAUAAUAAUACUUUGAAUUCAAGAAACUCUAAUAAAUAUAAUAUGAAUCGAUUUCAGCUCAUGAAUUUUGAAAAUAUAGAGAAUUUGCAACCGCAGAACAUCUCUAAUUUAUCACAUACCUUGCCUAUUGGUAAUCAAAAUCAUGACAAAAGGCAACGAGAUUUUGCAGAUAUUGGACAUCAAAAUUUUGUACCAGCCAACAAACAACCGUCAUGUUUUUUAAAUAGCUAUACUAACGUUAUUCCAGAGGAUCUUAAUUCCCAAAAUUAUGGAUUUAUGAAUAUGAAUCCAACUGCAACUAAUGGCAAUACAUUCAUAAAUAAAAGAAACUUUGAAACAUUAAGCUCUAUUUAUAAAGAUAUAAGUUUUAAUGCAUUAAAUGAGAUUAGUGUAAAGCGUAGCAAAAAACCAAAAAUAGAGCAACAGUCCAAAGACCCUAAAGUAUUACUUAACGAAUUGAGGCCUGACAUUCGCAUGGAAGAAAUAAGUAUAAAUCCAUUUACUUAUAGAGCUGUCAUUGAUGAUAAUCAAUACCAAGCUGUUGGUAGAUCAAAAAAAUUAGCAAAAACUGCAUUAGCUGAGAAAAUUUUAGUAGAACAUUUAAAAUAUAGAAUUCCACCUCAACUAGAAAAGAAAUCUAAUCCACUUUUGUCCAAUUACACAACUUCAGAAAUAACUAAAAAAAAUCCAAUAAGUUUGUUAUAUGAACUCCAUGAUGGUCGUAAUUUGAAUAUUGAGAUAAAACAAAAUGAAGGAUAUAAGAUACCUAUAUUUGUUGCAAAUGUAUCUAUUAAUGGCAAUAUGUAUUCAGCAAAAGGACUGUCCAAACAUAAAGCCAAGAUUACUUUGUCUAAAAAUAUAUUGAAAGAAUGUUAUAACGUUGAACUGGGGAUCAACGAUGAAGAAGCGAAAGAAUUAGAAAAAAUCGCAGAAUUAGAAAAAAUUCUUGAUACCUCAACAAACGCUACUAAUGAAUUAAUAGCAACAAAAACUCCUUCAGCAAUUCUUUAUGAAAUAAUGAAACAUGAAACAACAGUGAUAUCUUGUCCUACUGGGGGAUUCACUGGAACUAUAAAUGCAAAAGGGAAGGAAUACAAAAGUUGGGGCAGCAGUAAAAAGUUAGCCAAAAACGAGGUUGCCAAAUUAGUUUUAAAGGAUCUAAAUAUUGAUUUUGGAGUGUUUACAAACAAAAUUGCAGUUCCUAAUGAAAUAGAUUUGUCCAUGCCAACAACAGCAAAUAUAUCUAAUAUCAAUUUUCCGAAAACUUUUUCCCUCAUAACAUCUACACUAAAUGACAGUUUUACCACAACUGAACCAAAUGACCAGUUGGAAGACUCUAAUAUUGGAGAGGUUGGAGAUGAGGUCACCUUCAGAAAAAUACCCUAUGAAUUGGCAGAUCUUAUAGCUUUAACUGUUUUGAACAAAUACAAAGAAAUCAUGCAAAUGGGUGAAUUGGAGAAGAUUUUGUUUGAUAAUUCAAAGAUGAUAGCGGGUAUAGUGAUGAUGAGACAAAUGGUACCCAAUACUCUACCACAAUUGACACUCAUAGCUGUUUCAAAUGGAACAAGAUGCUUUGAUGCACCUGCAAUCUUUAAAAUGAUAUCCGAAGAAGAGAUGCGUGAUAGCAAUUUACCACCCAUAAAGAGAAAGUGCAUCACUGAUUGCCAUGCAGAGAAUUUAUGUAGAAAAGCUCUUAUAAAAUUUUUAUGGGCUCAAAUAUCAGCUCAUGAUGAUGAUAACAAUAUAUUCGAAAAGAUACCUGUGGUCAAUUCACACUCUCUUUUCAAGCUAAAAUCAAACGUUAAAUUUUUAUUAUAUCUAAGUGGGUUUCCCUGUGGUUCAGAACUUAGAAUUCCAUUUAAGUCUGCUUUACGUAUGAAUCAAAUAAAAAAUCAGAAAAUGCCAUGCUUAAAGCUCUGCCCAGGAUUUUCCAAGACCAGAAAUUCUGAUAAAUUGUUAAUCAAAUCUAAUUAUGUUUACCCUCUUAACAACAAUUAUUCCAAUUUGGAUAAUCAAAAUAGGGAUGGAAAUCAAAUGGAAAAAAAUAGUGAUCCUCAAAAUAUAAAUGGUAAGGUUGGGGGUGACACAGGCUAUGACUUUAAAAAAUCUUUUCCUAAUUUUAACACUAGUAAACAAGACUCGAAAGUGGAAGAGUUUCAAAUUGUGAUGGAAAAGGGCUUAGGAAUUAUGUCUUGUGCUGACAAGCUAAUGCUUUGGAAUAUAGUUGGGGUGCAAGGAGAUGAAUUAACCCAAUUUAUUCAACCUAUAUUUUUCAAUGGUAUCAUAACCUCGACUCCUUAUCCAUUGACGAGUUUAUAUAAAGCAAUAUAUGGAAGAUCUUUAUAUUUUUUGAGACCGGAAUGUUUUUCUUCCAUAGAUACCUAUCUGAACCCACCUAUUAUUCAAAAGACAACUUACAGAUUUAUCCCAAACAAUAAAGACACGAAAAACCCCAAUAUUUAUAAUAAAAAUCAUAAUAAGAAGAUGAAAAAAAAGGGUUCAGACAUUGGAGGAAAUGCAAAGAUAGGUGAUGACAACACAUCGACCAUGACUGAAGACAAACCAUCAUUAGAUUUGAAUAUGAAAGAGGAUAUGCUUCAAAAAUUGGAGCUAAAUCAGAUAAACCAGAAAAUUUUAAUAAGCGAUAAUAUAAAAACAGUGAAUGACAUUAAUAAGAUAGACGAUGAAGAUAAAACGGAAGAUGGAAUGACGUUGGCUGCAAAGAAAGGGGCCAAGUUUUUGGCUAAAAGAAAAUUUAAAAGUAAUCCAACACCCAAUUUUGUUAAGCAUAAUCGUUACGCUUUUGUUUGGUAUCGAACCAACAUGGUUGAAUCUGAAUCUAAGGACAACGUUUUAGAAAUUUUGGACUGCAAUCGAGGCUUUGCCUUUGGGGACGUAUCUAUGUUGCAACCUUUGGCGUUAAGCAUUUGUGAGGAAACUAAAAAGAAAAUUUAUGCUAAAAUAUUGGAAAAUAAAAUUGUGGAAGUUGAUAAAGAUGAUAGUCUAAAUAACGAUGAUCAGAAUGUUCUUAAGAUAGAUGAUUCAGAAUUAAACCAAUCUUUAGUUGACAAGAAAGUUUCUAUUCCGUCUCCUUUAAAAGAAACAAUAAAAAUGGAUUAUGUAGAUACGUUGAAAAUUGAAUUAAUGAAAAAAUUGGAUGAAAUGCCAGUAAUUAAUUCUUCUCUGUCCUCUUUCCAAUUGAAUACAUUCGCUUUGAAAGUAAAGACCAACAUUUUAGUUAAUAGUAAAAUGACAACGCCUGCAUCUUUUAGCAAUGAGGUAACACUUUAUAAAAAAACGAAAUUGGAAUUCAAACGGUACUGUGAUCAAGUCUUGAAACUGGGUACUUGGGCUAAAUAAUAUUAUUUUACAAAAACCACUAUUGCUCCCUUUAAAAUGACUUUGCUUAUAUCUUUAUAUUCUUUUGUAAAUUGUCAUAAUAAACUACUAUUCAUUAAACAUUUUUUAUAAACUAGAUUUUUAAUUUUUAGAGUUAAGUUCAUCAUGUAUAGUACAAAUAUAUAAAUUUAAUUUUUUGAUAUAUAUAUAUCAUAUUUUGAAUUUCAAUUAUUUUUAAUGAUAUUGUUGCAUAACACCAUUGAAAUG